Messenger RNA from Vollenhovia emeryi, 2490 nucleotides. It is a transcript of the gene Rap1, whose product is annotated as ras-like protein 3. NCBI's taxonomy places the organism in Eukaryota, Metazoa, Arthropoda, Insecta, Hymenoptera, Formicidae. The coding region runs from base 924 to 1478 and encodes 184 amino acids. Gene Ontology annotation, molecular function: GTPase activity; GDP binding; GTP binding. Gene Ontology annotation, biological process: negative regulation of synaptic vesicle exocytosis; Rap protein signal transduction; cellular response to cAMP. The transcript is spliced from 4 exons. The record is from RefSeq and is a predicted model, not a curated record. Gene Ontology annotation, cellular component: plasma membrane.
GAAAAUCUAGGCGGCGGGGGUACAGGAAGGGCAGGCGGCGGCACCGGAGAGAAAGAGAGAGACGGAGCGAGAUAGAGAAAGUGAGAGAGAGAGAGGCGCGUCCGUCUCUGCGUAAUCAGCGCGUCGUCGUCGUCGUCGCCUUGUUUCGAGGCUCUCGCGUUGCCCUCGCGCGAACCACGAGCGAGCGAGUGAGUCGCGUGUGUCCCGCGGAUCGAUCGGCACGCACAGUGCCGAUAUAUCAGGCGUGCUGCGUGUGCGAGCGACGGGACGAGAAGACCCGGUAGCGCAGUUGAUCGUUACGUGCGACGCGAAUUCCGAUCCGACCGCUCGUCGAGCAAGUGCGGAGUCAGUCUAGUCGGUUGGCUAGCAGCGAGAACGGUCAACGUACAGCGGCGACGGCGGUGGCGGCGGCGGCGGUGGCGGCUUCGUCGUACACUCGGCUCUCCCCAUGGACUCGUGACAGCGCGGAGACGGAGAAGCCCCGAGCCGAGUAAGACAAGAGCGAGCGAGAGCGCGCGCGGGCGGGCCAGAUAGCGUUUAUUAAUCGCCGAGAUCUCUCAGUCGUGGCGACGAGGAAGAGGCGGACGAGAGCGGCGCGUGAGGGGCGAAGAGAGAUCGAGAGAGCGCACGGGCUUGCCUCUGCCUACGUGUGUACGUGUAUGCGCGCCUGAGAGCCUGAGAGCCGACUUGCGCGAGCGACAGAGACGGAAAGAUAGAGAUAGACUAGUGAGGGAAAGAACGAGAACGACGGAGAGAAUUAUCGAGUGAACCCUGGGAGAUACCGUGUUCUGCGAGCGAGGAUUACGGGGCAUUCAGGAGAUACGAGAGGUCCGUCUCGCUGAGAGCAAAUCGAGGCAAAACGUGGCGGAUUCGGUGACCCCUCGACUGUGAUCAGGCCCAUAGGCAGUAGGUAGGGCAAGGAGAUGCGCGAAUAUAAAAUAGUGGUGCUGGGCAGCGGAGGUGUAGGCAAGUCCGCCCUCACUGUCCAGUUCGUGCAGGAGAUCUUCGUAGAGAAGUAUGACCCGACGAUCGAGGACAGCUACCGCAAGCAAGUCGAGGUCGACGGACAACAAUGUAUGCUAGAGAUCCUAGACACAGCCGGCACGGAACAAUUCACAGCCAUGAGGGACCUUUAUAUGAAAAAUGGGCAGGGCUUCGUGUUAGUGUAUUCGAUAACAGCACAAUCAACCUUCAACGACCUGCAAGACCUCAGGGAACAGAUCCUGCGGGUAAAGGACACAGAUGAUGUGCCGAUGGUGCUAGUAGGUAACAAGUGCGACCUGGAGGACGAGAGGGUAGUAGGAAAGGAUCAGGGUGUCAACCUUGCCCGGCAAUUCAAUUGCGUGUUUAUGGAGACCUCUGCCAAAGCUAAAAUUAACGUUCGCGAUAUUUUCUACGACCUGGUGCGGCAAAUAAACAAGAAAUCGCCAGAGAAGAAGAUGAAGCAGAAGAAGAAAUCGCUGUGCCUACUUCUGUAAGGUAUAUAUGGCGGAGCCCAUAUUCUCCUACAUGAAAAUCCGAGGAUACCGGUGGAUUAAGAAAAAAAAGGACCGAAGCGGUUAUAAGACAAGAAAGAUACUAAUGACAAAAGAGGAGGAGGGGGCUGACGGAAUAUUAGGCGGCAGUUGAACGGGAAUUCUGAAAUCCGAACGGUUGUAAAACGAUGGUAGAGACGGGAGAAUAAGGGCAUAUAAGGGCACAAGGUAAACGCAGCGGAGCGAAGAACGAAGAGAUACGUGGAAGGGAACGCAGCGAUAAACGGAAGGAAAUAUUGUAUAUAACAUUGGUUCCGGGAUGGCUCGUGUGCACGCGCGCAAGCAACGGCGCACAAAGUAGGAUACGAGACCCCGCAGCAUCGGUUAUCACUGUAGGAGUUUUACAUGAAUAAAUGAAGGGAAAAAAUGAUUAAUUAAUAGUAUAUAUUUAGGAGAAAGGAAGAGAUAAGGAAACAAAACAGAAACGUUUGUGGAUGUGCGCGUGCGCAGGCCACCAGCCCCCAAGCAUCGCGCUCUCGCCGCGCACCUCUCUCUCUUAUAUAAUAUAAUAAUUAUACAUAGAUGGUACUUGAACAUUAUUAUUGCUAUUAUUAUUAAUAUUAAUUAUUAAUUAUUAUCGGAUCAUCAAAAUAUUCGUAAGUUAUCAAACUGUUUGUUUCUCAAACAAAGUAUGUUUUUCUAUAUCUCUCCGUAUUAAGGCAAAUAAUAAAAAAAAAUCAGUGAAUGUUAAAAAAAAGGGCCCAAGUUUUCUACUCUUGUAAUGCAACCUGGAUUUCAUUUUAUUUUAUUCCGAGCCCCCUUUGUCUCGUUUGUGAACCAUGUUCGGCCGUUCGCGUGAUUAACCUGUAGAUAAUUUCUCCUUGUUUCGUAUAAUCUACAUCAAGUAACAUGUAAGAUAAGAAGAACGGAAUAAAAUAACUUUGUGAUAUACGCAAUGUAAUUGAGAAUAUCAAAUGCGAACGUAAGAAAAUAUAAUAUAACUACCAUAUCGCAA